This is a messenger RNA of Suillus bovinus, 1387 nucleotides long. RefSeq lists its product as uncharacterized. Bases 239 to 1129 code for a protein of 296 amino acids. NCBI's taxonomy places the organism in Eukaryota, Fungi, Basidiomycota, Agaricomycetes, Boletales, Suillaceae. The transcript is spliced from 16 exons. The record is from RefSeq and is a predicted model, not a curated record.
AAAAAAACCUUGUCUGGGUGAUGCCUUUCCAUGCAGGUACUUAACAUGUUCUGAUGCAACCGGAGCUGCAAGUCUCCCGACUGCACAAAGGUGAGACUGCUUAAUAAUGCAGUAUCAUACAACGUGGUCAUCUUUCCCCAUAUUGAUGUCUGUGCCCAUGUCCACGGGAUGUUGCAUUGCCUGGAUCGUAUAUUUUAUAGAUGACCUAUAGCUAAGCGAAUUAUCGCCAUUAACCAGUAUGACAGCUUCGCAAGGGUCUGAAGCUGAACUGCUUCAGUGGUCAAAGUACUAUUAUGUUGCAUUAACAUCGUUUUGGAUAUACGACUUCAUACUUUGUAUACCUGACUCGGUCGCUUUUAUUCUAGAUUCUCGGCGCGGGCUCGGCACAUUGAUUUAUCUCAAAUGCAGUCUCUAUCCGUCUGUAUUCAUGCUACUGAAUAUGCUUGUGACUUUUCUGCCUAGUGGCUCAUACACUCUUUGUCGUUGGAUAUAUAUAACAAACAUAUUUGUAGGGUUUAUGACGAUGCUUUAUGCCGAGUGCAUCUUCAUACUUAGAAAAAUUGCAGUAUGGGAGCGGGAGAGAAAUUUCAUGGUGUUCACAAUCAUCAAUAUCAUUGCCAUCGUACUUCCGAUCGUGGUCUGCUUCUUUCAAGAAAUCGUUCCGUCAAUGGGAGAUUGUCCGAUCCCUGGGGGCGUCAGAUAUGUGGAUACGAAGGCAAAGUAUUCAGUGAUUGCCGUGUACUGCUUGCUAGUUGUUGGCGAGUUAGAAUUAUUGCUGUUCGUGCUGUAUCGCGCCUUCAAGAGCCAUGGUGGUUGGAAGAUCAAAAACCGUCUUAUGCGUAGUCUCAUGCAUCAUAAUUUAUUGUACUUUAUCUGCAGCUUCGCUUUCUCUCUUGGUGUCAUCCUCGCCGCAAUCUUUCUUCCGUUUUUGGUGUUGCACAUGAUUGCGGAGACUCAGGUCGUUGUUCUAUCUCUCUUAGUCACACGGAUGCACAGGGACUUCUGGAGAUCAGAUCGUGUUUCUUGUGGUGACGAUGGAGUGGAUAUCUCUCUCUCAGCGUUCAUGGCAGCAACCCCAGAUGUCGCAUUUUUAGAAAAUACUAGUAGACCUGAUCCCAGCGAUGCAUAGUGCACAUAGGUGGACGCUUAAAGGCAUCGUAUUAUGCCUACGGACUACGGACUAAUUCAAUGUUUUGAGACCCAAUACAUGAUUCCACUAUUUAGUAUGCAGUUCGUCUCCUGGCUCUGUUCCAUCAGGAAAACGUCUGGAUACUUACAUCACUCUUAAAGUGCCUUAUUUAGCUUAUUUACGACUUUAAACAUUGCUUGAAAUAAGACUAUUAAGUAGGUCUAUCUCCUUAAAAUAAGGCCAAAUGGCAUUCAAGGC